Molecule: messenger RNA, 2392 nt
Organism: Pipra filicauda (Wire-tailed manakin)
Lineage: Eukaryota; Metazoa; Chordata; Aves; Passeriformes; Pipridae
Gene: KLHDC8B
Product: kelch domain containing 8B
Exons: 6
Coding region: 10-1956 (648 amino acids)
Molecular function (GO): protein binding
Source: RefSeq, a predicted model, not a curated record
CCUUCCUGCAUGAGGGCUGGGGCUCACCGUGCCCCUCUGCUCGCCAGGCAGGUCCCUUCCAUCCCUUGCACCAUGGCUGUGAUGCAGCCUCGCAGUUCACACCUCCCUUCCCACUCCUGUGGCGGUGACUGGUGUGGAGCAGGUGCCGGCGUGAGCACAGUGUUAUUGGCAGCACCCACGGGUGCCAUUUCUGGUGUGAUGUUCUCGGCGGAUGCCCUGUCACUUCUGCCUGUUUUUAAAGCAAACCUUUUUAGCUCAUUUCUGUGUGAGUUUCCUGCCUGCCCUUGCCUCUGCCUGUGCUGGUGGGUGGGAAGUGCCUUUCCUGGCAUGUUCAUUUGCCUGGCUCAGCCAAGUGGGGACAAAAGUGGCGGUGGAGGGUUUAAGACCCGUGUGCAUCUUCCUGACGCUGCUGAGAGACUGUGGCAAGGGUGUGCUCAGAGUGGGGCUGAGCUCAUACUCUGUCCCUGCAGCCCUGCAGCAGUGACGGGCCGGGGGGUGCUCUCCUGGGCAGGACGGUGGGUUCUCAGCUCUGUGAGCCCGGCGCUGUGUAGCUCCAGCACCGGCAGCGGGAUCUCUCCAGCUCCUCUCCCUGCGGCGGCUCCGUCCCGACGAGGUGAACGCGACAGGGGCACGGCGGACUGGUGGCAGCGGGAGGACCGGGCGGAGGGGAGCGGAGCCCGGAGGGGGAGCCAAGGCGGGCGCGGCGCCGCCCCCACCGGCAGCGGGCGGGCCCGGAGCGGGCGGUGGCGCGGAGCGGCGGGGAGAGCGGCAGAGCGGGCGGAGAGGAGGCGGUGGGCAGAGCCGGGCCAGUGCCGAGUCAGGCCGGAUGGGCGACACAGCGAGAUCAGGACCCGGGGACCCCCGGGGCGGCUGACCAGGCCCAUGGCGGCGGGCGCGGGCGCCUUCGCGUGGGUCACCUUCCCCUCCAUGCCCACGCGGCGCGUGUACUGCAGCGCCGCGCACCGCGACGGGCAGCUCUUCGUGCUGGGCGGCUGCGGGGGCGGUGGGCGAGCCCUGGGAACGGCCGAGGUGCUCGACCUCCCGGCCCAGCGCUGGACCACGCUCCCACCCCUGCCCACGCCGCGGGCUGGCGCUGCUGCCCUCGCCCUGGGCAAGCAGAUCUUGGUGGUGGGUGGCGUGGAUGCGACGCAGAGCCCUCUCGCCUCCGUUGAGGUCUACCACGUGGAUGAGGGCAAGUGGGAGAAGAAGGCGGCACUGGCUCAGCCCUCCAUGGGCAUCUCAGCUGUGCAGAGAGACGGGGCUGUUUACGCACUGGGGGGAAUGGGUGCGGACACCUCUCCCCAGGCAUUGGUCCGUGUCUAUGAGCCGGCGAAAGACCACUGGCAGCCCCUGCCCUCCAUGCCCACCCCGUGCUAUGGGGCCUCCGCCUUCCUGCAGGGCAACAAGAUCUUCGUCCUGGGGGGCCGGCAGGGCAAGCUGCCCGUCACAGCCUUCGAGGCCUUUGAUCUGGAGACAAGGAGCUGGACACGCUAUCCCAGCGUGCCCAGCCGCCGCGCCUUCGCCGCCUGCGCCAUGGCCGACGGCGUCGUCUUCAGCCUGGGGGGGCUGCAGCAGCCAGGGCCACACAACUUCUAUUCCCGUCCCCACUUCGUCAACACCGUGGAGAUGUUCGAUCCCGCCCAAGGUGCAUGGAGAAAGCCAAACCGCACCAUCCGCAUGAGGGAGAAGAGAGCCGACUUCGUGGCCAGCUGCCUAGGAGGAAGAGUGGUGGCCGUGGGUGGCCUCGGUAAUGCUGGGGGGAACCAGUCCUACCCACUGGACUCAGUGGAAGGGUUCAGCCCCUCACAGAAAAAGUGGGAACCACUUCCCCCCAUGCCCACGGGCCGCUGCUCCUGCUCCAGCUGCCCAGCACCUGGCCUGCUCUUCCUCAUCGGUGGAGUGGCCCAGGGCCCCAGCAGUGCUGUCGAGGCUCUGUGCCUGCGUGAGGCGCCCUGAGUGGGGCCCUGGGAGCCAGCCCCAGCCAAGCACCAAGUGCCUGAAGACGGGGACAGGGUGUGUGAGCACCCAUGCCUGCGAGUGACCUGGCUCCAGGGAACUGCAGUCCCAUGACAUUGGACAUGAGAGCAACUGCAGUUUUGGAAAUCCCUCUUGGCUCCUGUAGUGCUGUGGUGAUGGAACCCAGGGCAAACUCCUGCCUGGUGGGACGGCCAUGACCAGCAGUGUGGAGGGAACGGCGGUGGCGGGACUGUCGCUGGCCUCACUGCCCUGUCCGGCCCCGGCCGUGCCGCGGCGUGUCCGUACCGUGUGUGUAGCAGUGAGUGCUGUGUCGUCGUAGACCCAGUCAAUGUCUCAUGUAGCACAGAGGUGCCCUGUAGCUCAGUGCCUGGGAGGUGACGUAGCACCUUGAAUAAAUGAAACACGUGGAAUUUUA